This is a messenger RNA of Closterium sp. NIES-65, 4365 nucleotides long. The record is from the annotation of a GenBank genome assembly. NCBI's taxonomy places the organism in Eukaryota, Viridiplantae, Streptophyta, Zygnematophyceae, Desmidiales, Closteriaceae.
AUGGGUCCACGCUCAGAUAUGCUGAAGACGUCGAGUGUGGGGAGCUUGCACGAUGACGAUAGCGACGAGGAGAGUCGAGUUGUGGAGGAAGAUCCAUCAGGCAGAUACUGUCGAUUCAGGGCUGUUCUGGGAAAAGGCGCCUUCAAGACAGUAUACAAGGCGUUCGACAAAGCGGAGGGCAUCGAGGUGGCAUGGAACCAGGUGCAGGUGCGCGACGUGUUCCAGUCGCAUGACGAGCUCGAACGCCUCUACUCCGAGGUGCAUCUGCUCAAGACCCUUCGACAUAAGAACAUUAUCAAGUUUUAUGACUCGUGGGUGGACGCCCGCAACAAGAACGUCAAUUUCAUCACGGAGGUCUUCUCGUCCGGCACGCUCAGACAGUUCCGGCAGCGGCACCGGCAGUGCGACCUGCGCGCGAUCAAGAACUGGUCGCGGCAGGUGCUGCGCGGGCUGUUCUACCUGCACUCGCACGACCCGCCCAUCAUCCACCGCGACCUCAAGUGCGACAACAUCUUCAUCAACGGUAACCAGGGCGAGGUCAAGAUCGGCGACCUCGGGCUCGCCGCCAUCCUGCACCACCGCGACGCCGCGCAUAGUGUUAUUGGCACGCCGGAGUUCAUGGCGCCGGAGCUGUACGAGGAGGAGUACAACGAGUUGGUGGACAUAUACGCGUUCGGCAUGUGCGUGCUCGAGAUGAUCACGCUCGAGUACCCCUACAGCGAGUGCACCAACGCCGCGCAGGUCUACAAGAAGGUCUCCGAGGGCAAAAAGCCGCUGGCGCUGCAGCGCAUUCCGGACGAGGGCAUACGCGAGUUUGUAGAGAUGUGUCUGGCGGACGCCUCCCGCCGCCUGCCCGCGCGCGACCUGCUGCGCCACCCCUUCCUCGCGGAAGGCUCUGGGUCGCUGCAGCAGCCCCCUUUCGCGAGCGCCGCCGACCGCGCCUCCCGCCCCCCCCCCGCAGAGGGCGGAGGGGGAAGAAAGAGCGGGAGGAGCGGGGGGAGCAGAGGCGGAAGAUGGGGGGAGAGUGGGGGGAACGCGGGGGGAGGUGGAGGGGGCAGGGGGAUGGGGAUGGGGUGGUUGGGGGGGGAUGAGCUGGUCAGUUUCAGGGGGGGUGAGGGCGGGCGCGGGGGGAGGGGCGGGGGACGGGGAGGGGGAGGGGAAAGGGCUGGGGGCGGGGGAAAAGGGGAAGAGACAUGGGUGUGGGACACGAAUCUAGAGGUGCCUAAGGCGGUUGGGGCGUGGGUGAAGCAGGGCGGGGAGGAGGAAGAGGCGGAGGAGGAGGUGGUCAGCAAACGCGCAGGAUGGUCGGAGAUUGUGGGGUUGAUGGCGGAGACGUUGCAGCAGCAGGAGUGGGGGGCGGGUUCCAGCGAGGAAGGGGAAGCGGAGAAGGGGGUUGGUGAGAGGAGAGAUGGGCUUAGUGGGGGGGAGGAGGACAAUGAAGGCGUUGAGAGGGAGGGGGGAGAGGAGGGGGAGGAGGGGGAAGGGGAUGGGAGGGGGAGUGGUAGCGGGGAGCAUGAGAGAGAAAGCGGGACAGAUAGUGAGUGUGGUGGAGGGGAGGGGCGUGGAGAGGAGGAGGGGUUGGCGAGUGUGGAGUCGGAUGUUGAUUUGGAAAGGGGGGAGUGCAGCAAGCAGCAGGAGGGCCGCACGGUGUGCAUUCGCUUGCGACGCGCAGAUGGCAAAGGGCGCAUGCACGUGAUUCAGUUUCCCUUUGACACUUCGCGAGACUCAGCGUUCAGUGUGGCAUGCGAGAUGGUGGACGCGCUAGGCCUGCCCGACUCCGCCCUCGCAUCCGUCGCCGAUGAGAUUGACGCCCAGCUCCUUGCCCUCGUGCCGCCCGCCCAUGCUGCUGCUGCUGCUGCUGCUGCAGCUGCUACUGCGACCGCCGCUGACUUGGUUCUGGCUUCUAGUGGUGGCGGUGGUGUUGGUGUGGGGGGGGUUGCUGAUGGGGAUGCUGAUGGUGGGAUGGAGUCUGGGGUUGCAGAGGAGGGGUUGGAGGGGAGUGAGACGGAGGAGGAGGAAUGGGCGGGGAUAAGCGGAAGGGCAGGGCGGGAGGGGGCGCAGGGGUCUCCGCCAGUGUCUUUUGGGAGGGGAGCAGAGGGGGGUGCAGUGGGGGAGGGGGGGGGGAGCUGGGGAGCGGCGCAUGGGGCCAGUGGGAGGCGACGUCCCGUACAAGUAGGGUGGGAUGGAAGCCCUGAGGGCCUGGUGGCACUCGGAGGAGGGGGAGGAGGAGUGCGAGGGGGGCGAGGAGGAGGAGGAGGAGGAGGGGGAGGGGUGGGAGCAGGAGGUUUGACUUCGCCGUCCCACGGGCCGACGAUCAUGGCUCGUCUGGCGUCUAAGAUGUUCCCUCUGAGCCUCGCUAAGCUUGCCUCGUCCAAGCGCCACCUCCCUCCCAGCAGCAGCAAGCCGAUCCGAGGGAACAGCAUCACCUUUGGCGUGGGCACGCACGUGGGGCAGCAGCUGGGAGCGGUGCCGAGGGGUGUGUCGCGGUUGUUAGGGAUGGAUGGAGCAGUGGAUGUGGAUGAGCUACAGGUGCAUGGGCGGUUUGUGUCGUUCCGAUCGCCCACGGGAGAUAGCUCUAGGAGCUCCAUUGCGUCGGCUUCCUCGCAGUCUGCCCCUCCGUCUGCUCCUGCUGGUGCUGCUGCUGCGGACUGGGGUGUGGAGGAGGGGGGAGGUGUUCUGGACAGUGGUGGUGGUGGUGGGGGGGGGGGGGGAGAGUGCACGCGUGCAGUGGAAGGAGCAGAUCGGGGUGCGGCUGCUAACGUCAAUCCUACUGGUGCUUCUGUUGCUGAUGCUGCUGCUGCUGCUGCUGCUGCUGCUGCUGCUGCUGCUGCUGCUGCUGCUGAUGGCACGGUCAUGCCGGGAUACAGUCACGGCAGUGAGCUGGCACGACUGCCGUCCCUGCCGUCAGUAAAUAAGGCCCCGUACCAGUCGCCUAUGAUGCGCAGCCUUAGUGUGGGCAUGGGCAGUCUCGUGCAUGCUGCAGCAGCGGCAGAGCAUGCGGUAAGGAAGGGAGAAGAUGGGCUAGGCGAGUGGGGUGAGGGAGUUGGGCCGGACGGGAGAGAGUUUGGGUGGGGUGGGGGGAGGUCCAGGUUCGGCGAAUCUCCACGUGGUAGUCUGGGGAGUGGGAGAGGGGAGGAGGGAGAGGGUGGUGAGGCAGGGAGGAAGGCGAUGAUGGGUGGGGUGGGGUGGGAGGGAGUGGAGAAGGCGGAGAAGGGUUGUGAGAGGGGUGCUGGGAGCAGGGGGGAGAGGGGGAGGAGAUGGGUGGUUCUGACAGAGCAAGAGGCGGGUCUGGUUGCAGAAAUGGAGGGGGAGAUUGCUGCAGUUAGGGAGAGGUAUGAGCCGCGGAUAGCACAGGUGCGUGCAGAGAUCCAUGGUCUGUUUGUGCAAGGGAGCGAGGAUGGGGACUGGGGAGGAGGGGAAGAGGCGGGGAAGGGAUCGAUUAAGGAGAGGGGGGGUGAAGUAAGGGGAGAUGGGGUUGGGUUUGUGGGUGGAGACAGGGGGAAGGUGGAGGAUGGUGAUGGUGUUGUCAAGCGGUUGGUGAGGGUUGCGGAUGUGCAAGGCAGAGAAGGUGGUGAUGUAGGUGUGGAGGAUGGAGACGGUGCGACAGGCAAGGAUGGGGCAUGCCACAGUGGUAGUAGUACUGUGGUGCCCCACUCACCUGGAACUGGCUUGCAAAACCUCCCCACAGCUUCCCUUGCUGACGCCCCUGUGAAGGCUUCUACUGCCGCGGCCUCCCUCGCGCCUGGUACAACUCUCCCUGCUGACGCUCCUGCAGUGGCUCCGCCUGCACCUGUGCUUGCUACACCUGCUGCUGCUGCUGCUGCUGCUGCCACAGCUGCAGCCGUUCCAUCAUCUGCCACGUCAUGUGUGCCUCCCUUGCCUGCAUCAUUACGCUCGCCUUCUCAUCCUGUCUGCCCUCCUGUCACCAUUGGGACUAGUGCUGUAGCUGCUCCUCCCCUUUCCCGGCCCGGCGAGAGAAGCAACAGCAUUCCCGGCACGGACCGCAGUGCGUAUGGAGGGCUGAAUGGUGAAAUUAGUAACGAGGCUCACAGCAGCAGCAGCAGCAACAGCAGGGCAGGCCGGGAGAUGGUGGAGCGGUCUAUUGCCCUUAUGGAGGCCAGCAUUCUGGAAAGGCUGCCCUGCAGCGGUAAGCUCGCUGUGGGUCCUGCUGCUCUCUCUUCUCCUAAUAGCUGUCAGCGGCCUGCUGCUGUGAAGGUUGGCGGCGCUGGUGGUGCUGGAGUUGUUGCUAAGGAGGGAGGCGUGGGUGCAGGUGUGGGUGUGGUAGGGUUGGGCAAAGGUGGUCCUGGUCUGGCCACCAUACGACAAUCAGCAAGAGCACAGUCGCCCAGCUAUGCCUGCUCGUGA